Molecule: messenger RNA, 4450 nt
Organism: Pseudo-nitzschia multistriata
Lineage: Eukaryota; Bacillariophyta; Bacillariophyceae; Bacillariales; Bacillariaceae
Source: the annotation of a GenBank genome assembly
CAGACCACUUGGUCCACCGGAACGGGAUGGGAGCCGGAUCCAAAUCCGAUCCCGGAUAUGUACGAAUGAGCCAGAGAACACAAACCAACGCAACAAAAACGCAACAAAAACAGAAACGACGAAAACACAAUACAAAGCAUCACAUCACAWCACAACAAAACACAGCAUUGCUCUUUUACCACAAAAACACAACACAACCAAACAGGAAUCAACCAUUGCAAUGGGACUCCGUGUGUUGCGAAAGGAAACGUGCCAAGUGUAGGAUCGAAGGGGGAACUCGACCGCGAGCGAAACCAAUAGAAACGCUUCCACCGGAGGCAAAACGCCGGGCCUUUUUUCGUUUCGAGCCACGAUCCAAUCCACCGCAACCCAGCGGAACACGAAACAAGGYAGAAGAAACCAUGRAGGACAAGAAGUUCACCGGACUCCACAAGGGAGACCUGGAAGGAAUUGUGCUCACAGGAGAUGGUAGCCCGGCACAGUUCACUGAGCUGCGAGAGCGGCUCCAGACACUAGGAGGGUCCCAAUACAUGCCGAAGGUCGGAAGAUCUAUUGAGCUAYUGAAGCGAUUCACCAGGGURGAUUUCUUGCCAGAACAUCCAACGGAGGCGAAUUGGACUGAUGACAAAGAACUCAUAAGGAUGUGGUACGAGGAAGAAAUCAAAGUUGCGGCUGAGUCGUACACAACAUACACCACGGAUAUGAAAAAGGUAUACGCGGUGGCAUACGGACAAGUCGAUGAUGGAAUAAAACUGAAACUCAUGAGCUCUGAYAAAUGGGAGAUGAUCAACGAGAUGGAAUGUCCAGUGGAGCUUCUAAAGCUGCUACGGGACAUAUGCUACCAAGGGAACAAGACCACAGUGCACCCACCCACCAAUAUCCUGCGGUCGAUCCGUAAACUAGUAUGUUCACGGCAACGGCAGCUCAAUGGGUCAACUUAUGUGAAAACUAUUGUGCAACAAAGUGACGUCCUUGACGCAAUCGGAGGAGACCUGCUAUGUCCAGCACUCAUCAAAUACGAGCUUGAGYGUAACAAAUCCAAAUACAAUGGCAUGGUCUACAGUGACUACAAAGAUCUAUCCAACGAUGAUAGUAGRAAGGCACAUAUCGACAGGUCGGCAAAACAACAGCUCCUUGCUGCGAUAAUCAUCGAAGGAAGCAGCGAGGAAAACAGUAUCCUCAAAGAGACCCUAGAGAACUAUUUCGUCCUGGGACAAGACAGCUACCCCUCCACAACAAGAGAGGCAUUGGGCAUGCUCAACGACUUCAAGGGCAGUCGCAAGGGCACAGCGAGAGGAAAUAACAACAACAAACAAAAAGGAAAACAAACCGGCGGCAAGAACCACCACGAGGCCAGAGUUUUCGCGAUGAAAARGGAGGUGACGUCACCAGGAGCGACGGAACCYGAACCACGAAACACGACACCAGCCRUGGCCUCUACGGRAAGCAACGAGCGUCGCCCGAUGAUCAAAAUCAAGAUCACCUCCUUCGACCAGGACGGGAUCCGGAGCGGGCGAUCGCUCCUGGCGGUCCUCGGGGAGCUGGGCAUUGGGGAAUCCGGAGCACCGAGCCAAUCWGGCGUCGGGGCCGGCGCACCACCCUUCUGURAUAGCCCACAAGAAGAGGAGCAAAUCGACCGCGUCCUCCAGCUCUGCCGGCUGGGCUUUGGGACCGCCGAAAAGGCCGGCUUGGCCGUCGCCCUGGUCCGCCGCUUUCCGCUCUGGCAGAAAAUCUCCUUCGAGAAGACCAGCGGCCGCUGUGUCGGCCUCGUUCUUAGGGAGGCCGUCUCGCGCGCGAGGGUCCUCGAGGUCCGCCAGCACCAGCGCUACGACGGGAUCCGGUGGGACUUUGGGAUCCCCCUGGCGGCGGACCCCCCGCCGCCGCUAAAGGAGCUCCGGCUGACCGCGGUCCGCUUCCGCGGGGGGAACGAGCUCCGCUUUCUGGAAUCCCUGGCCGACGGCCUGGCGGCGACACGGGCAGCAACAACAACCACAGAGACGGCGACAACGACGACAGCAGACGAAACCACGGAGACGAACGCAGACGCAGACGCGGAUCCCGCUUCUGCAAAAGUGUCCCGGCUCGAGGUCCUGGAGCUCCACUCGUGCCGGUUCCUGCGUCCCGGAGACCAAUACCCGCUCCUCUUUGGCGGGCUAAAAUGGGCCUUCGGGGGCGAACGGGCCUCCACCCUCCGGCGGCUGUGGAUGCCCAAGUGCUCCGGCCUCGACGACGAGCGGAUGGAGGAAUUGUGCUCUAGCGUCCUGGUGCGACAAAGGGAGAAAGAGGUCGGAAGCACCGACGAGGCAACCCAAGCGGGGAGCGGCAACAGCAGAAGCAACCUUCGGGAACUGGGGUUUUCGUACAACGAAUGCGGACCGAGGGGGUCCAGGGCCAUUGCCUCCCUGCUGGCCGGGGGGGCACACCCGAUCGAGGUACUCUACCUCAACCGGCAGCAGGGGGAGCUGGACCUGGGGGGGAUCAUCGAGGCCGCGGCGGUUUGCGGCCGCGGCAUUCGUUGCAGCAACAACAACAGCGAUGAAAACGAAAAGGGUGACCGUGCCGAUCCGGUCCGCUUGGUGCUCAAUCUAUCGCAAAACUAUGUUUCCAGCGCCGACCGGCUCGAAUCCCUGAAACAGCUCGCYGGGGACCUGUUCUCCACCGUUUCGGUGGAACUGGAGCGCAUGACCUUCGAGGUGCCCCUAGAGGUCCUUCCGGGGGGGAACCACAAUCCCACCAGGGCGGACGAUCCAGGCGGGAGGAAGGAUYCSAAAAAGAACUACAAGGACCACGUCGACCUGCUCUCCGAGGAGGAGGUCGCCAAGCUCAACAUUGCCUGCGGCCGGGUCAAGUAYGUUUUGGGCAGGGCCGCUUCCAACGCCGGCCAGAGCGGCACCRAAACAGCGUCUCUGGCAYCCUCGGACGCAGACAAGAACGCAAAGGAAACGAYCRAUGUGGCCACCGKUGCCGGCACCACUCCCGGCCACAACCACAACCUCGAUUGCAUUCUCCCGGAUCUGCUGACGAUUCUCCGGCUGCAGGAGAAACAAAAGAAACAACAACUAGAACAACAAMAACAACUCGAGCUGGCGGAGAACGAGACGAACGCGGCGGUUCGUCCUUCACAAAACCAGCGGCGGCAGUACCAGCACUGGCUGCCGACCUUUCUGAGAAAAUCCGUYAAGGGCAACAUCGACCUGCUCCGGUCCGUCUUGCUGCCGCCGCGUGAGGGGCCGCCGGCCCCACCACYGGAAGAAGACGACACCGGCGACGCRCCGGCACCAUUGGURUCCGCCGMGGAAUCGRAGYGGCUGGAAGCGCUGUGGCGGGAGAUCGAGAAACUCCACUCGAGCAUCGCCAUGGCGGAUCCCCGGAACAGGGGAAACCCCCACCAUCCGAGGSCUUCCGACAAGCCUGCACGAAAAACGAACGGCAAGAAACACGCGAACCCCCAGGUAUCCAUGGCCCCGGGCGACAACCCGCUCGUCCGAGCCGCGUACRACGCGCUGCCCCUGGUGAUUCCGACCGCGGUGCUGGAAUCGGAAGAAGGGUCUCCCUGYYUGGCGCUCCCCGKCUCGCCGCCGCGAGAGGAAAGCACCGUCCGGUUGCUUCCCCCGGAGUUUAUCGACACCGCCGAGGAGCUGUCGCGGCUCYGGCAMAACCUGUCCCCGAGGUCUCCGCCCUACCGCACCCCGCGCAUGGUGGCGGUCGAUUCCGAGUGGUACUUCAAAGCGACAACCGAAAACGACCGAGACCCCGGAUCCACCAAGAAGAAAUCCAAGUUUCGAACCAUGUCCGUGGCGACCCUGCAGAUUGCCUACGUCGACGAAAACACGGAAGACACCAAARGCGGGRAAAACGGCACCGRUGCCUCAACCUUUUYCCCGAGGCUGCGGUCCUUUGUGAUCGAUCUCCUGUCGGAAAAGAAGGGGUUCCAGGAAGCCGCCCGGGAAUUCGUCGUUUGGAUGUUUGCCUCUAGGUCGUGCGACCUGCUGGUCCUGGGCUUUGCCUUUGGGGGCGACCUGCGCCAGCUCCGCAACUACACGGGACUCCCCUCCCGCAAGCUCGCGCCGCUGGAAGCCGUCGAGUCCCGUUGCCUCGACGUCCAGCRCCUGCUCUCGAACCCRUCCGAGGUCCGCUCCGGAAGGGUCCCCGGCCUGAAGAAGUGCGCCGAGCGGUACUUCYGCAAGCCMCUCACVAAGGACGACCAGUGCAGCGACUGGAAAGAGAGGCCCCUGAGGCCCUCCCAGCUCGAGUACGCCGCCCUGGACGCCGUCAUCCUGCUGGUCCUGCUGUCGGAAAAACGCAGGGAGGACAACUUCGGAAGUGCUGUCGCUACUGCUGCUACCACUCCUUCAACACCCACCGGGAAGAGCUAGCUACGCCAGCGAAUCCAGGGAUUCGAUCUGGGCAUUCACACGAAUGGAAUACGCAAUAGACGAUCAUCUACACC